AUCUGUGGUCAAAGGAAAGGAGAGAAGAAAACGAAUUCAGAUACGAGAGGGAGUGGAAUGCUAAUAAAUUUCCUAUUUUAUAAAUGAAAAAUAUCGUUGUCUCUGAUAUGAUGAGAAUAUCAAUGAGUUAUUUUUAUAUUAGAUGGGCGUAGAUUUUCACGACUAACUCUUUGGUCAUAAACUAUAAAUAUGCCUUUCAAACUGAAGUUGAAAAAGUCCAAACAUUACAAUGUUGUAUCCAAAACAGUUUUUGUUAUAUCAGUGGAAAUGUUGGAUAACAUUACUGUUGAAUGUACACUCACUUCAGAAAGCACUGGCCAAGAAUGUCUUGAAAUAGCUUGUCAGAAACAUGGAAUCAUGCAACCAAUGUUCUUUGGAUUGCAAUAUAUCAGUAGAAAGAAAGAUGUUCCUUGUUGGCUCGAAUUGGACAAACCCAUAAAAAGGCAGCUUGAUAAAUAUGGAAAAAACCUUUGUGUUUAUAUGCGUGUUAUGUACUAUAUUGUUUCUGGAGUACAACUAUUAAAUGAUGAGACAACAAGGUAUCAUUAUUUUCUACAACUGAAAAGCGACAUAGCUGAAGGAAGAAUAGCCUGUAAUCCACAACAAGCUGUUGAGUUAGCUGGUUAUUGUAUGCAGGCAGAGUUUGGAAAUUUUGAUGUUGAGAGACAUACUUCGAAUUAUCUGAAAGACUUCCAACUAUUUCCUAAGACUUUUAAGGAUCCCGCCCUGUUAGAAUCUUUAACGGAAGCUGCCAUACAACAACACUGUGCCCUCAAUAAUUUACCGCAAGGAAUCGCAGAAGAAUAUUACAUCUGCGCUUGUCAAAAGCUUGAUGGAUACGGACAGGAAGUGUACACAGUUAAGAGUGGAAGAACAGGAGAGGAGGCUAUAGUUGGUGUGUCUCUUAUUGGAGUUGGAGUGGAGUAUAUUCAAGCAAAGCAAUCCCGCCAUUUUAAUUGGUCAGAAAUCAGUAAUGUGAUCAACCACAAGAGGGAUUUUACCAUCGAACUGGUAGGGGGCUCUGAGAAAGUUGAGUUUACAUUUCCCGAUAUCGAGAGUGCUAAGGGAUCUUGGAAAUUCUGUGUUCUUCAGCACAUGUUUUACAGACAGCACGAGAUAAGGACACUUUCUCAAAACGAUUCAGAGAAUAAGGAGGUUGCACAGCCGCUCUUCCAGCAAGCAAGUUCGGAGGACAUGCUGAAACAAGUCGAGAGCUACGAAGACAUAACCAACACCCGUCAGCAAUGGGACCGCCCAGUGUCCACCCAAAAUCUGAACCUGCGCGCCCAAUCCACCUCCUGCCUGGACCUCAACAAGCAGACCAACGACAUGGACCACCUCCGCAGUUUAUUACCCUCCUACCGACCUGCUCCGGACUACGAAACGGCCAUGCAGCACAAGUACAGGAACUCCUCGGGCGCCAUCCCCUCCAGAGAACCGAUGAAGAUAUCUAACCACGCCCUCUUGUACAGCUCGCAACCGGAAAUACACCAGACCGAGGCUUACACUACGCUCUUUAGAUAUCCCGACGUCACCCACAACAACAUAGAGCAGAGGAACCUCGCCUCACACAUGUUCAACUCGAACUUCACCAGAUCCCAGAUCCUCGCCACGGAACAGAGGCGCAACAACCUGGCGGAAACCAACGGUAUGGUGCACCUCUACAAACCGCCGCCCCCAUAUCCGAGCAACAAGAUCAGCUCGAACUCCACUCCGGACCUGGCCUGCAUCUCGCACCCGAAGAGGUUCAACUCCAUAGUGAACAACGUGGUGAGCGGUUCCAGUCCGGACCUGGUGUCCACCAGCAACUUCUACCUGAAGCACUAUGGCCAACCGAUGUACCAACAGACCCAACCGGUGCACCGCUCUCAGAGCUACCUGCCACCCCAACAUGACACUUAUGAGAACCUGGCCACGAUCUUCAACAACAACAAUCUGAUGGGAAGGCCCUCUGCCGUUAUCGUGGAGAACCCCAACGUGACCAAGCACAUCAAGAAGGUGUACGACGAGCACGGUAACAUAAUCUACUGCAUGCCGCCGAACAUGAAGCAGAUACUGCAGGAGAACCAGCUACCGAGCACCGGGUUUGUGGUUACGAGGAACCAGAACGCAAUGGUGGCUUGCGAUUCGCAUCUGAACAACUCGACUGAGCCGAUCUAUGAGAAUAUACCCCUGCCGUGGCAGAACGAGGGCGAGAUGAGGGCCAGGACCCAGAGUAUACAUUCGGCACCGGAGAUGAGCAGGAUGAUGGGGGCCAACGAGGUGAACCAGCUGCAGGGCCAGUUCCAACAGAUCAGUAUCGGGAAUUCAGGCAACCCAGACAUCCACAUCGAAUCGCUGUACGCCAAAGUGGACCGCAACAGACAACAACACCAGCAGCAAAACGCUGCCAAACCCAACAGCAGUCUGACCAACCUGCAAGACAACGGACUGAACAGGUCGAGACAGGAGCUACGUUCCUCGAAUCCCAGACUGAACGCCUCUAGUAACGACAAUAACAGUGACACCAUGAGCAGAACUAGCACUUUCAUAGUGAACAAGGACUCCCCCACCUCUUCGCCGAGUCUGAGGAAUUCCAGCUACGCCAACACCAGCGUCAAUAGUGAAGUCACUGUGACCGAUAGCAGCAUGUCCUCGAAUGCCAGUUCCAAGUCCAAGAAACGAAGAUGGGGCAUACUGAUCGGUAGGAGCAAAUCUACGGAGAAGGUGAAAAGUGCAACUUUGGGUCGGGAGAAGAAGAAAGAGGAUAAGAGUCAGAGCAAUAACAAGCACAGGUGGUCUACGGGGUUGCCCAGGUUCAACCCUCUACCCCCUUCGAUUAGCAAGGAAACUAUGUGCCUUUUAUUAGAGAACAAACUGGCCGAUAGUCAGUUAUUUUUCGAAUUUGACAAGAUACCUAAGAAGAAGCAGAAUGCCGACUUUACCACAGCUCUUUUGAACGAAAAUUCAGCUUUCAACAGAUUCAAAGAUGUACUCCCCUACGAAGAUAACAGGCCCAGACUAUUGCCAUCCAAAGAUAAUAAAUAUGGUUACAUAAAUGCCUCUCACAUCACAGCAACAGUUGGAAGUAAGCAGAGGUUUUACAUAGCAGCCCAAGGACCCAAUCGGCUCACCCUGCCAUAUUUUUGGCAGUGCGUUUGGGAGGCCGAGGUCUAUCUAAUUGUGCAACUUACCGAUCUAAGUGAGGAGCUUGGUUACCUUCCUGACGCAGGAGAAAGGUGCAUCGAUGUUGGACAGGAUUUCCAGGUGUGGUGGGAAUUUUCACAGACCACCGGACAUUGUGUCACCAGCAAAAUACGACUGUGCCAUGUUUCUUCUAGAAGGUACCGAAUACUCUGGCAUCUACACUACUCAGAUUGGGGAGAUCAGGGAUGUCCACUCUCAGUAGCCCAUUUCUUAGGUUUCCUCGAAGAGAUGCAAUCCGUCCACCAACACUCGAUGGGAGAGAUACCUCCCGGCCAUAAUAAAAACCCUCCCAUUUUGGUCCAUUGCACCGCGGGAGUUGGUAGGACUGGAUUGACCAUUCUGAGCGAUCUGCUGCUGUAUACCAUAGACCAUAACCAGGAAGUUUGUAUAGCUAGAGUGGUUACCCUACUGCGCUACCAAAGGGCCUACAUGGUGCAGACUAUUGCUCAAUACCGUUUUGUAUAUUCACUUCUAAUACACUAUUUGAAGCAAACAAGGUUGAUUUAAUGUUUGACACAGCGCCAUAUUUUACUGUAACCUAACCAGAAAUCUUGUGGCUAAACCAACAGUAUUGAUUUUUUUUAUUGUAAAAUCUAUUAGGGUUAAUGUUAGUUUUCAACCAAAAUUAUCUGCAUGCUUGGUGAAUAUUUAUUCGACAUCUUUGUUUGAACUGAGUGUGUUAUGGUUGAAAUUGAGGUGAUGCCGUGUGCCAAAAUAUCUAUUUUAUUUCUUCACACUCUACAUUGAUUUCUAACUGACAGAAAAAUUAUUUUCGAACCGUUUAAAGUAAUCUUUGGUUGUUUUCUUAAUAAUUUGAUCAAGUGUUGAAUAAAAUUUUUAAUGGACUAAUUUAUAGAUAGAUCGAUCAAUGAUUCAUGAAAACCACCAUUGAAGUGCAAUAGAUUUUAUUGAUUCAAAUUAAGAAUUCAACUGAAUGGAUUAGUUGAAAAUUCUAAAAACAAUUUAAUUUCCAAAGAAUAUGACUGAAACUUGUUGUAACUAAUUUUGGUUUCAUUUGAAUUUAAAGUAUUAAAAAAUUAAUGUGGUAUAGAUACAUUAUUUAUUCAUAUUUCGAAUCUCAAAAACCACUUACAGUGAUAGUUUUAACAUGGAAAAAAAGAUAUUAAAAACCCAGUGCAGCUCUACCAGUUUUUCAUGAUGAAGUUAUAAUUCCCUUUGAAUUAUGAAAAAUGCAGCUUAAUAUUUUUUUCAAAUAUUUAUAAAAACAAUCCAACAUCAAUUAUUUUGAUAUCUCUAUAUAGAUAUGUAAUUUUAAUUGUAUUAUAUUAUCUUUUUAAUUUGUUUAUUGAAAAAUAUGAAGUUUACCAAUAGAAUUAAAGGCUGUGUAAAUAAAAAAAAUAUAAAUUAUAUAUUGAGGAUUAAAUACGAUGAUGUAAUUGUAUUAUUGUGAUUGCUCACAGUGCCUUAACAAGAAAUUAAAGCAAUAUUGUGGAUAAUUACUUGAAUGUUUUUUGAAUAAAAUUUAUUGUAAAUUAA
Molecule: messenger RNA, 4683 nt
Organism: Harmonia axyridis
Lineage: Eukaryota; Metazoa; Arthropoda; Insecta; Coleoptera; Coccinellidae
Gene: Pez
Product: tyrosine-protein phosphatase non-receptor type 14
Exons: 12
Coding region: 190-3693 (1167 amino acids)
Biological process (GO): protein dephosphorylation
Cellular component (GO): cytoskeleton
Molecular function (GO): protein tyrosine phosphatase activity
Source: RefSeq, a predicted model, not a curated record